AAAAGGAGGAGGGUAUUUGGUAAAGAAUGGCUCCUGUUCAUUGGUUGUUUUCGUAAGCAAAGUCCAUGUUCCGAGACAAGGAGCCAAUCAUCUGAACCGUCAGAUCGAAUGCACGUUUUCAUGCGUUCGGCUUCAGCAAUUACAGGUUUUCCAUUGGUGUUUGUAAUCAUGAGUUACCGCCCCCCAACUUGACAGACUUCCGUGUUUGAGCUCACGCGUCACACUUUCAUGUGGAGCAGUUGGGAAUCUGCUGGAUAUUAAUUUUGAUUUUGCCCAGUCUUCAGACGUUCUGACAAAAACAGUGUGGCUGGUCCAUAACAUUGUUAGCAUCUCUGAUAAUGGAUGCCUCCUCAGCUAAAAAAACUCCUCAUCCUUUCUGGCCCCGGGACCUGGUGAUCCCCUCCUAUGUGGCUAAUGAUCGGUCCAUGUCAGAGAUUCUGGUGUUUCUCUUUUCUGUCUCUGGGGCUUUUCUACUUGUAACCUGGCUGAUCACUGGGAUCGCUGGCAGGCUGGGAACAUGGAGGCGUCUGGCCGUCUGCUGGUUUGCCGUUUGCGGAUUCAUCCAUAGCGUUAUCGAGGGAUGGUUUUGUCUUUAUUAUGACAUUUUACCAGGGGAUCAGAGCUUCCUAUCACAACUGUGGAAGGAGUACUCCAAAGGGGACAGUAGAUAUAUCAUAGCUGAUAACUUCACAGUUUGUAUGGAGACCGUGACUGCUGCCUUCUGGGGUCCGUUCAGUUUUUGGACCGUUUAUUCCUUUAUAUCUACCAAGUCCUACAGAUUUGUUCUGCAGCUGAUCAUUUCACUUGGUCAGCUAUACGGAGCGGUGCUGUACUUCUUCACGGAGCACAGAGAUGGUUAUGUUCACAGCGAGUUCGGACAUCCAAUCUACUUCUGGUUCUACUUUGUCUUCAUGAAUUUUCUGUGGAUCGCUAUUCCUCUGGUGCUCAUUGUGGAUGCGUGGAGACAGCUAUCAGCAGCCCAGUCACUUUCAGACAGCUCGAAGACACAGAAGGUUAAAAGGAAGUAAUGUUUGACGGGCCGUCAAAAUGGGACAUACAGAAAAUGCAUUUUAAAAGUUUAACAAAUGCAAACUAUCUGUAUGUUGCAAUAUUGAUCUGAUUGUGAAAAAAGUGCCAGCAAACUAUGUAAUAUCUGUUAAUCAGCAGAUAUUGAAGCUUAUGUUGAUUAAGUGAGUAUGAUCUGCUAUGAUAUAUGACGGCACGUCUCUGCUGCUUGUGGAAUAUUCUGUGUGCACGAACAACUCCGUCCGUACCAGGCUCGGUCUGCACCUGCAGCUGCAAAAUCUCGGAAUAACAGCUCCUUGUUAGGAAGUAGGUCUGAUGAAUUGAAACCAAAAUCAUUUUAGUUACUUGAGCACACCGUGCUGGAAUAUUCCAAAAGCAGUGUAUUGUGCAGCUUCGGUGUGUCUUAAAUCUGUAUAACUGCAGGUAAUCAGAAUGUAUACCAGAUCUGACUGAAUCACCUUGCGGCAUCUUUGUAUGCAUUUUUGUUGUUGGAGCUCCAAAGGUGCCAUUGCAUUUUAUUAAAGUUUGGUUGAUUUUGUCUU
Poecilia latipinna (sailfin molly) is the source of this 1568-nucleotide messenger RNA. RefSeq names its product EBP cholestenol delta-isomerase (gene ebp). The transcript has 5 exons. The coding region runs from base 339 to 1028 and encodes 229 amino acids. Gene Ontology annotation, biological process: cholesterol biosynthetic process. NCBI's taxonomy places the organism in Eukaryota, Metazoa, Chordata, Actinopteri, Cyprinodontiformes, Poeciliidae. Gene Ontology annotation, cellular component: membrane; endoplasmic reticulum. Gene Ontology annotation, molecular function: cholestenol delta-isomerase activity; steroid Delta-isomerase activity; C-8 sterol isomerase activity. The record is from RefSeq and is a predicted model, not a curated record.